Molecule: messenger RNA, 1251 nt
Organism: Parathielavia appendiculata
Lineage: Eukaryota; Fungi; Ascomycota; Sordariomycetes; Sordariales; Chaetomiaceae
Product: NAD(P)-binding protein
Exons: 3
Coding region: 1-1251 (416 amino acids)
Biological process (GO): NADPH regeneration
Cellular component (GO): cytoplasm
Molecular function (GO): nucleotide binding; oxidoreductase activity
Source: RefSeq, a predicted model, not a curated record
AUGCAGCCUCUCAACGUGUUGAUGGUCGGUACCGGCGAGUACACCACCGGCUUCGUCGGUGGUGGCGCUUCUGGUUCGGACAAGAAGGUCGGAGUCGUGGGAUUGACGCUGUUCGAUCUCAGGCGGAGAGGCAAGGUGGGCAAGCUUGGUAUGGUUGGUGUCAACGGGACGAAAUUCCCGGCGAUUCGGGAACACCUCCAUAAAAACAUCACACUGGCCUACAACAACUUGGACACGUCGUUCCAAUCAUACCCGGCCGAUGAUGCCAAAGACCCCGAGUCGUACAAGGCAGCCAUUGACGCGCUCUCGCCCGGCGAUGCCAUCACUAUCUUCACGCCCGACACUACACAUUAUCCCAUCGCCCUCUAUGCCAUCGAGCGGGGGAUCCAUGUGAUGAUCACCAAGCCAGCCGUGAAACUCCUCGAACACCACGUUGCUCUGCUCGAAGCGGCCGAGAAGCGUGGUGUCUACGUCUAUAUCGAGCACCACAAGCGUUUUGACCCCGCCUACUGGGAUGCGAAGGCUCGGGCCAAGAACCUGGGAGACUUCAACUACUUCUACUCGUACAUGUCUCAGCCCAAGUCCCAGCUCGAGACUUUCAAGGCGUGGGCCGGCGUCGACUCGGACAUCUCGUACUACCUUAACAGCCACCAUGUUGACAUUUGCGACUCGAUGGUGUCACAGUUGGGCUACGUCCCCGUCAAGGUGUCGGCGUCGGCGUCCAAGGGCGUCGCGACCGGCCUCGGAUGCAACGAAGCGACCGAGGAUACCAUUUCGCUGCUGGUGCACUGGGAGAAGAAGGACGACCCGUCCAAGCGGGCGACCGGCGUGUACACUGCCUCAUGGACCGCCCCGCAGCGGGCUGGCGUGCACUCCAACCAGUAUUUCCACUACCUCGCCAGAGACGGUGAGAUCAAUAUCAACCAGGCCAAGCGCGGCUAUGAGGUGGCUGAGGAUGCUGCGGGCCAGCUGAUGUGGUACAACCCCUUCUACAUGCGGUACGCUCCGGACGAGGAUGGCAACUUCAACGGCCAGAGCGGCUACGGCUACGUCUCGUUCGAGAAGUUCGUCGACGGGUGCCGGGCUGUCAACGCCGGGGAGCUGAAGCCGGCGGACCUGGACGCCAAGGGUCUCCCGACGCUCAGGAACACUAUUGCAACAACCGCCAUCCUCCACGCUGGGAGGAGGAGCAUUGAUGAGGGCAGGGAAAUCCGGAUUGAGUCCAAGGACGGUGUCUGGAAGCUGGUCUAA